Molecule: messenger RNA, 2459 nt
Organism: Chinchilla lanigera (long-tailed chinchilla)
Lineage: Eukaryota; Metazoa; Chordata; Mammalia; Rodentia; Chinchillidae
Gene: Dedd
Product: death effector domain containing
Exons: 6
Coding region: 336-1292 (318 amino acids)
Biological process (GO): extrinsic apoptotic signaling pathway via death domain receptors; regulation of apoptotic process; apoptotic process
Cellular component (GO): nucleolus
Molecular function (GO): protein binding; DNA binding
Source: RefSeq, a predicted model, not a curated record
CUGUAGCAGAGGGCAGGGGUCGCGGCGCUGGGUGGAGGUGUGGGGAGGGCCGUCAACAAGGGCCGGGCCGCACCAGGCCCGGGGUAUUAGAGAGGCCGAGGUGGGGAGUGGGGCUGGAGACGGCCGGAUGGAAAGGGGUGGGAGCAGGAGGGAGAGACCGGGUUCCCGGGGAAGGGGCUUGUGGCAUGUGGUUGGAAGGAGGGCUGAACUCGGAGCUGCUGUGAGGAGGUAGGAGAAGGAAGAGACCUGGGAAAUUAAGUUUCUUCCAGAGUGCACUGGGGAUUAUAGCCGCUGAGCAGAGAUUCUGGAAAGCAUUGUGUUCCUGAGCCUCCAGCAUGGCCGGGAUAAAGCGUCGUGCAAGCCAGGUGUGGCCAGAAGAGCAUGGUGAGCAGGAACAUGGGCUGUACAGCCUGCACCGCAUGUUUGAUAUUGUGGGCACCCACCUGACACACAGAGAUGUGCGUGUGCUUUCCUUCCUCUUUGUUGAUGUCAUUGAUGACCAUGAGCGCGGACUCAUCAGAAAUGGACGUGACUUCUUGCUGGCUCUGGAGCGCCAGGGCCGCUGUGAUGAGAGUAACUUUCGCCAGGUGCUGCAGCUGCUACGCAUCAUCACUCGACAUGACCUGCUGCCCUACGUCACCCUCAAGAGGAGAAGGGCUGUGUGCCCUGACCUUGUAGACAAGUAUCUGGAGGAGACGUCAAUUCGCUAUGUGACCCCAAGAACCCUCAGUGAUCCAGAACCGAGGCCUCCCCAGCCCCCUAAAACAGUGCCUCCCCAUUAUCCUGUGGUGUGCUGCCCCACUUCGGGUCCUCAGAUGUGUAGCAAGCGGCCAGCCCGAGGGAGAGCCACACUUGGGAGUCAGCGGAAACGCCGGAAGUCAGUGACACCAGAUCCCAAGGAAAAGCAGACAUGUGACAUCAGAUUGCGGGUUCGGGCUGAAUACUGCCAGCACGACACUGCUCUGCAAGGCAACGUCUUCUCUAACAAGCAGGACCCACUUGAGCGCCAGUUUGAGCGCUUUAGCCAGGCCAACACCAUCCUUAAGUCCCGGGACCUGGGCUCCAUCAUCUGUGACAUCAAGUUCUCUGAGCUCACCUACCUCGACGCAUUCUGGCGCGACUACAUCAAUGGCUCAUUAUUAGAGGCACUUAAAGGUGUCUUCAUCACAGACUCACUCAAGCAAGCUGUGGGGCAUGAAGCCAUCAAGCUGCUGGUGAAUGUGGAUGAGGAGGACUAUGAGCUGGGCCGACAGAAACUCCUGAGGAACUUGAUGCUGCAAGCAUUGCCCUGACCCUUCCCCUUCUCACUUCUCGGGGACUGUUCCCACCACCCGCCUCUGGAGCUUACAUACUGUUCUGGGGUUUGUUCUCUGCCCUUCCAACCAAUCACACCCCUGCCUUUUUUUUUUUUAAAGGAAAAGACAAAGCGUGGAAGUGGUGUUCCCCAGCCCUCUCCGCACCCAUGUGCCUGGGCUUACCCUGGUUCCCAUUCCCACCUACCCCAAUGUGUGUCUGCAGCCACCUCACCACUGAGCCGUAAGACAAAUAUGUAGGGAGAUGCAAAGUCUAUAGGACAGUCUUUGUAGGGGAUUGAAGUGAACACUGCUUUGGGGUACAUUGAGGGGUUAUCAAUACUUCUGGCUUUAUGAGGGCUCUUAAAUUUUGUCUGAAAAACCAAAGGGCUGUGAGUAAGGGAGCUGUAUGGAAGGUAGGAUUCUGAAGUGUAUUUUGGAAAUUAAUCGCUACCCUCUUCCAAAUUACAGAAUUUUUUAAGAAACAGAAGCUGUGGCCCUUUCCACUCUCUCCUGGCCUCUGGUGCUGCUCCUCUCUGCCGCCUUUUCUCCAUUCCAAGGCUUGAAACUGCUGCCUGGUGUGGCUCCUUCCUUUCUCCCCUUUGUCAAACCCUCUUCAAGGGAGUAACAUAAGAGAACUCGGUCAGCCUCGUCACCCCUCCCAGCUGUGCUCUGUGUGUGUACGCACACACAGGGUAGAUGGGGAAGAGGAUGCUGACUGAAAUACACUCCCCCUGAAAAGGGGAAGGGGAGUGUGACACUUUCCAUGUUUAAGUGAAAAUAAAUAACAUACCUGCAGCCCUUCUCCCCUUUGCUUUCUUCUGGCUGGGCAAAGGGCACCACAGGAGAAAGUGAAGUAAUUCAGUAUUGACUCCUCCUUUUUCCUUCCCUCUCUUCUACCCAUCCUCCCACUCCCAGGCCUGGGAGAAUGGGGCUGGGACAUGCACUGAGUGUUGCACUUUUUUUAGGUAGGGAGAUAUGUUGAGUGAGCCAGGAGGCCUAGAACUGGAGCCUAGUCUAACAGGUACAAGACCACCUCCCCAUCCAGCUCCCAAAGGAGAUGUCCAGACACAGACUUUAUGAUUAUUAUAUUUUUUUUCAAUGCUAGUGCUGGUCAGCCCUCAGCGUAACUUCAGUUUUCAUGAAAUAAACAAUGACUAUAUAAAA